AUGUUUAUAGAAUAUUGUUGUAGGAAUGAAUUGUGGGAUUCAGUAGCUGAAACACCGCCAAUAAGCUCUGAUGAUUCAAACACCUAUUGGAACAUUUUAACAAAGAUAGGUGUUAUUAUAUUCAGUAUCACACUCUUUUUCAUUGUUCUGGUAUCAACAGGAUUAACAAGAAUUAUCGUCCAUUUAAUGAUCUGGAAGCUGAAUCCACCACAAGCUACUUCAACCGCAACUAUAAAUAAAUUGGGCGGUCUUCUUCAUCUUGUGGAGGACAGAACCUUCCUUAAAUAUAACUGCACUCAAAACUCUAAUAACACUGACUGUGUUUCUUCAUUUCUUCAAAGGGAGGAUUUUCCGGCAACUUGGGAAUGCGUUCCAAUAAGUCCUCAUUUAUGUCAGUUGAUGGAAGAAACACCUUCGGUGAAUGUGAUGUGGAUUUGGGGUCUCGUUAUUGUAAUAGUGGUUCCAGACAUCUACACAAUUUUUCUUUCACUAUGGAGAUGCUGUUUUAAAGAAACUCAAGAAUGUGACUUAGGAAUGUUAAAGAUGUUGAUAUUGAGUCUGUUGGUGGAGACACUUCAUACAACGGGUCUUUGUCUUCUUGUUUUUCUUGUGCUGCCUGCGUUUGACCCAAUCACUGCUUCUCUGUUGUCUUACCUCAUCAUUUUCUUUCCAGUAGUUUUUAGUGUGUUUUGUGACCUCAAAUUCUCUGAAAUGGAUAUAAAAACUAUGACACAGAAAGUAGUCGAUGGUUCUUGUAUUAAAAAAAGAGAGUUGCCAGAAAGGAAAAAAGAUGCUGAUAUUGAAAAAGAGAUACCUGAAGGAAAAAACGUCUCUGGGAUUGGAAAAGAAAAAGAGUUGCAAGAAAGUAAAAAAGAUUCUGACACUAAAGUUAAAAAUUCUCCUAGUAGUGAAAAAGAAAGUAAAAACGAUUCUGAUACUAAAACAGAAUUGUUUAAAGUUAAAAAUGCUCCUAGUAGUGAAAAAGAAAGUAAAAACGAUUUUGAUACUAAAACAGAAUUGCCCGCAGUUAAAAAAGAAAGUAAAAAUGAGUCUGAUAUUGAAAAAGAUAUGCCAGAAAGUGGAAAUGUAUCUGGUUCGUAUAUUUACGAAAAAUCUGGAGAGGAAAAUUUUGCUAUAAUUUUUUGUUUUUUAAUAUCCGUGGUACUGGUUUCUGUGACUUAUUGGGAAAAUUUCUUAAUGUUAAGUUCCCCAAUAACUCUCGAAAAGGAUACAAAUCAGCUAGAAAGUAUAAAAGCAAGGUUCAAAAAUUUUCUCAAGGAAUAUAUUCGGUCUAAAAGAGAACUGGUCUUGCUUUUCACAGCUAUAUGGAAAGUGGUUUUGUCUAUUUCGUUUCCUUAUAUCAUUUUUUCAAUAAUGUCGACCGAUGAUUCGACUGACUACGACGCAGUUAAAGCUAUUUCUUUACUAGGGACUUCAAAAGUAAAAACCUUGACGGGUAAAGUUAUUCUUGAAUCCAGGUCUUAUUUCUCUUACGGCUGUGGACGAAAUGACAUAGACAUUCUUAUAAUAGUUUGUGUUAUUCUGGGCUUUGUUGGAUUCAAAAGUGCACGAUUUGCAUGUAGAGUCAAUCUUCAGUACGUCUGCUUUUCCUUACCUCUCGUGCUAAGUUUGAUAGGUACCCCUCUAAUGAUUAUACCCAUUAUGAAGUGCCCUUUGUCCUGGACUACCCAGGACUGUAGCAUUGUGCAACCUAUAUGGGAGUUAAGAGGAAGAUUCAUUGAAGACAUAUGGCAGUUGAUUGUGUCAGGAUGUUUUGGAUUUGUUGCAUGCAUUCUGCUAACUUUAUACGUUUGGACAAACAGUGGAUCCAAGCUAGUUAAGUGCGACAGAUUAUUCAGGAAACCGCCGUACUGUGGAAUUUUUCUAAAUACUUCUUUACUUUUAACGAGAUGUAAAGACACAAGGGAACAGAGAGGGGAGGAAAAAAGUGAGGAAGAAGAGAAAUCUACGGGUUCUAUCGACAGUGAUGAAUACUAUAUGCCAUUUGUGUAUUUCUGUGCAACCAUGUGGCACGAAACUGAAACUGAAAUGACACAGCUACUGAAAUCCAUCAUUAAGGUUGAUUAUGAACAAUAUAUUCAAAAAGAGUACGAAAAAAAGAUCAAAGCAAAGAAAGAGUCAUAUUUUAACGAAGACCUUUAUCAAUUUGAGGUACACAUCUUCUUCGAUGACGCUUUCAAAAUCCGGAAGAACAAAACUGGUACUAAACAACUGAAAGGCAUAGAAGUUAAUGAUUAUGUCAAGACACUUGAAAGUGUGGUUCCAAAAACAGCAAAAUCAAUAUACGGUGGAUACGAGUUAGACGAAGUAAAGCGAUAUGAGACGCCUUAUGGUGCUAGGUUCGAGUGGGAGCUACUAACAUCACAAAAACUUGUGGUGCACCUUAAAGACAAAACUAAAAUAAGGCAUCGUAAACGUUGGAGCCAGGUGAUGUACCUUUACUAUCUUCUGUUAUUUAAAAUGAAUGAGACUAAAGAAAAUGAAAAGAAGAAACUGAAAAACGGUGUAAGAGACUUAGAGAGAAUAAUGAAGAACUUUACUAACAAUACAUUUAUACUAGCAUUGGAUGGGGAUGUGGAUUUUAAGCCAGAUGCCGUAUCACUUCUGCUUGAUCGCAUGAAAAAGAAUCCAUUGGUCGGGGCUGCUUGUGGCCGUAUUCAUCCCAUAGGUUCCGGCCCUAUGGUUUGGUAUCAAACGUUUGAGUAUGCUGUAAGUCACUGGCUUCAGAAGGCUACGGAGCAUGUGUUGGGCUGUGUAUUGUGUUCUCCUGGAUGCUUCAGUCUGUUCCGUGGUUCAGCUUUACUUGCAAAUAAUGUUAUGAAAACCUACACAAGAUUGCCAACUGAAGCUGCUCAUCAUGUGCAGUACGACCAGGGUGAAGACAGAUGGUUAUGUACCUUAUUGUUGAAGCAGAAGUACAGGAUAGAGUAUUGUGCUGCCUCAGAUGCUUUGACCUUUGCCCCGGAAGGAUUUUACGAGUUCUAUAACCAGAGGAGACGCUGGGCGCCAUCCACAAUGGCAAACAUUUUAGAUCUUUUAUUGGAUGGAAACAAUGUCAGAAAAAGUAAUCAGAACAUAUCAAGACCGUACAUAUUUUACCACAUCUGUUUAUUUAUUUCCUCAAUACUGACCCCAGGAACGAUUUUUCUGUUGAUUCUUGGCGCCAUCAUAACAGCUUUUCCACAAAUUGAACCAUGGCUUGCAUUAUUACUAAAUGGUGUUCCUGUGGCUAUUUUUAUUACCUCGAUUUACGUCGCCAAAGAAGAAACGCAGCUGUUGUUUGCGGCAAUAUUGUCGACGCUUUACAGCUUGGUCAUGUUGGUUGUUCUGAUAGGGUUACUUAAGGAAGGCGUCGAGGCACAAUUCUGCUCAGUUACAACUGUGUUCUUUUGCUUCGUUGCUGGAGUCUUUGUAAUUGCUGCAUUCUUACACCCAAAGGAAUUCACCUGCAUUCUGCACGGACUGCUUUAUUUCCUGGCUGUACCAUCGAUGUCUAUGCUUUUAAUUUUUUACUCUGUUGGCAAUCUGCAUAAUGUUAAUUGGGGAACGCGUGAAAGUAAAACAGCGAAACAGGAUGACUCAUCAUCUCAAAAGAUAAAGAAACGAGUUCUAGGCCAAUCGUGCUCUUUUGGGGACUGGUGCAGGUGUAUUUUAUGUUUUAACGAAAUUGAGGAUAUCAGACCUGGUGUAUCUGAAGAAGAAAGGAAAUCAGAGGAAGAAAAGCAGCUAAAUAAGGAGACUGACACUAAAGAAAGUGGUAAAAGUCAAGGGAAAUCUAAAAGGGAAGAACUAGUAGUUGAGGUAGAUUCGAACAAAUCAAAUACUCAAGAAUCCGAAACCAUGAAGAAUGAAGACUCCAAAGAUACAGCAAAAGUAACAGAAAAUAAAGGACAGAAGGAAAACAAAAAACGUGGUAUUUUCAGAAAAUGCAAUUCCAUUAAAACGGAUGAAGAGGACUUUUGGAAAAAAUGUAUCAAAAAAUAUCUUAAACCUCUGAAUAUGAAUGAUGAGAAAAAGGCAAAAAUGCAAGCUGAACUAAUUGAUCUUAGAAACAAGGUGUUUUUCUUUUAUUUUAUAACAAACGCCAUCUUUGUUACAAUUGUAUAUGUCCUCACUCAAGUAAAUGCCUAUCAGAAAACUCUUUCAAUCCCUCUACCAUGCAGUGUCGGUGAAACACAAGGUGUGAUCGAACCAAUCUCCAUCGCUUUCACUCUUGUCUUUGGAAUUCUGCUUCUUAUUCAGUUUUUUGGAAUGUUAACACACCGUGUGUCAACAAUUUCUCAUAUAGUAGCUACAACAAAAAUCUUCAAUACAAAAUUAGACAGAAAAAUCCCGAUCAAGAAGUUUGAGAAACCAACAGCUGAUGCGGUAAAAGAGGAGGAGAAGGAAACAAAAAAUGUCAAUAUUUUCAAAUCGUCCAAAUGGAACAAAGCAGUAGCAAAAUCAAACGCGAUCAGGAGUUUUUCUGAAAUACGUGAAAGGAAACAUCAAAGCAUUAUAGACCUCAGAAAUUCUAUCCAAAUGAAGUUGGGUACGAUUAAAGAGAGCACAGAGGAAGAGGAAUUCCUCAAGCGUUACCCAGAUAAGCCUGUCCCCACCAUGAGUAUUAGAAAUUCACCACCUUUGGAUACAAAGAGUCCCGAAUCCUCGAACCAAUGAAUAUAAGGAUGGAUUAUUUUUUAUCAUGUUAUUUUUAUUAGCCUAAGUUAGCUUUUUGAUCAAUUUUUGUCCGGCGUAUGUCUGUCCGGCUGUAAAGUUUUAUAUUUCCGAUUUUCGAAAGAAUCUCUUUGUCAAAGUAAACUAAAUUUGCCAAAAAAAAUUCUUAGGGUAAAGAUGAGUGUAGUUUGUUCAAAUAAAAGACCGUACCUGCUUCUUAAAGAGGUAGGGAUAUCUGGGGAAAAUAUUUAAUUUUUUUGUCAAUAAUAGCAACGUCAGGAAUAGUCAUAUUUAGUUUCCCCAGACUGGUUGUUUGU
Molecule: messenger RNA, 4994 nt
Organism: Saccostrea cuccullata (small rock oyster)
Lineage: Eukaryota; Metazoa; Mollusca; Bivalvia; Ostreida; Ostreidae
Product: chitin synthase chs-1-like
Exons: 15
Coding region: 1-4680 (1559 amino acids)
Cellular component (GO): cell periphery; cell septum
Molecular function (GO): chitin synthase activity
Source: RefSeq, a predicted model, not a curated record